AUGGGCGAAGUCGUUCCUUACAUUUCAGGCAUGCAACAGGGCCAAGGUUACAACACCUAUCUACAACAGCUCUGCGUUAAGGAUGCAGUCACUAUCCAGCCUUCCGAAAAGCCAGGCAACCCGUUCCGGCGAGAGUAUACUUCUGAGCUCGUUGAAGACUACGAAAAGCUUGCAAAGAGCAUGAAGAUCAGUGCUGGCGCGGCCGUCUCUGGGUGGGGCCAGAGCGGCAACGUCAAUGUCAGCAUCUUAGAUCGUAGCGAGGUGUGUAUGAACGUACAUCAUCCUAAUGAUCAGAAACUGACUGGAAUGCAGUUUGAAAGUAGCACUUUGACAUAUCAGGUCGAGGUGCUGGUUCAGCAACAAGUCAGCGUGGGCGACAGACAUUCCUUCAACAAGAUCGGAACGGAAAACCCUAAUGAGACAUACGGCGAUCGUUUUAUUACUGAUUUCGUACGUGGCGGUCAUUUCUUCGCCCGCGUCUCUAUCACAGCACGCAACUCAUCGGAAACCAGAGAGCUCAAGCAGUCUGCUGAAAUGGCCUUCACUAUGUAUGGCGUCCAAGGCAAAGUAACCCAGGAGGUCGAAGAUGCUGUCAGCUCCAUCAAGAGGAGCUCAUCGGUCAAGAUCACCAUUGUCGAGUCUACGGGCCCCGACAAAGGCAGUGCUAGUGGAUCAGGCCUCACUGUCAAGGCUGAAGAGACCUCUGACCUUAUGGCCGUCAAGGCUAAGGCGGACAAGUUCUACGAGGACGCAAACUCGGGAAAACAUAACUACGUGCUCUUUGCGGUGCUGGGCAAAUACACGAAUCUUGCCAACUUUGGGAACAGUUUCGUUCCCUUUGAUUACUCGGAGGCAAGUAGGAGGUCCUGGAAGCUCUUUGAUGACUUCACGCUGUACCAGGCCGCUGAGAAGUUGAUUAAAACUGUACCAGGUGGCAAGUUCAAGAACGGUUCCGGACAGCAAGAGGAGCUGGCAAACAAAGCCAUCGACAAUUUUGGCGACAUACGGGACAGGGUGAUCAAUAUCUCCAAGCACCCUGAGAUCGCCCGUGAGAUACCAAACCACCAGGAUCCUAGCUCUUUCCGACUUAAGGUUCUUAAAGCAAUCAAGACCGUGACGUACCACGCCCAGUCUAAACCCAUUGCUAACACUCCCGAUUACUGGACCGAUAUCUGUCUACCCUCGCUAGACUCGGGCUCAGCCCAUCUCUUCACCUUCCCAGCCUUCGACUUCGACUCGCUGAUUGGCACCCACGUGAUAUCCUUUGGGAAAAGGAACAACAGCGAAGACUAUAUUUGUUUGAUUGGCGAGCGUGCAAAAGAUAUAGAUGGCUACAAGGAAGAGAGUCACUUUUGGGUAUUCCCGGACAGUGUUGAGAACUUCGCCAUGCAGAUGUACGGAUACUUAGACAAGUUACAUCAUGAACAACAAAUUGAAAUGUUUGCUGAGUUUUACUGCCAAGGACGUCGUUCACCUGAGUCUUGCGUAGCGACGCGGUGUCUAGUCAUUAGUGACGCGCGCCUGCUUUGCUCAGUGUGA
This is a messenger RNA of Didymella exigua CBS 183.55, 1539 nucleotides long. RefSeq lists its product as uncharacterized. The record is from RefSeq and is a predicted model, not a curated record. NCBI's taxonomy places the organism in Eukaryota, Fungi, Ascomycota, Dothideomycetes, Pleosporales, Didymellaceae. The transcript is spliced from 10 exons. The coding region runs from base 1 to 1539 and encodes 512 amino acids.